GUCACUUUGUAAGAACAAAGAAAAAAUGAGUAUCACAUUAAUUGCACCAAACUACAUAAAACUGCUCCAAUUAUUCAUAAAGCGAAACCCUAAUUUUCAAGCUUGCUUCCUUCACACUGCAAUUCAGAAAACCUCUAUUAAUGAACCACUCCAAAAAACCCUUUCAUCAUCAUCUUCAAAUAUUGCUAAAAUUGUUGAUAUCUUGAAAUCGAACGACCAUGAAAGCUGGAAAACAAAUAAACAUCUUUCUGAACUUCUCUUCUUGGGUACGAAUGGUCUUUGCUGUGAUCAUAUUCUCAAAAUUGCUCGUCUUUUGGGUGACUAUUCAUCUGCGCUUAAAUUUGUUGAAUGUCUUAGAACAAUUACUCCUAACCCAGAUGUUAAUUUGCUUUCUUUUGCAUUUCAAGCUGUUUUUGAGCUUGCCUCUAUUAAAUUCAAUUGGAGAGGUAAGCUUUUGGAACUUUAUAACACUUCUAAAGAGUUGAGUGUUCCAUUGAAUGUAAAUUCUGCAAUUCUUCUUAUUCAGUGUUUUGGAGAGGGAAAAAUGAUUGAUAAAGCUGUUAUUUUGUAUAAUGAAUUGGAUUAUGGAAUGAAAAAUACCCAUGUUAGGAAUGUUUUGAUCAAAGGGUUGUUGAGAAAUGGCUUUUUUGGUGAUGCACUCCAAGUGCUCGAUGAAAUGUUCCAACCAAAUGUUGACUGCCCACCAGAUAUAAGUACUGUUGGUCUCGUAUUCCCGGCAUUGUUGGAUGGUAAGACACACGAUAGGAGGGUUUCUGAAGCGGAAAUUUUGGAACUUUUGUUGAAGUUUGGUACACAUGGUGUUUUUCCUGAUUCGAUUAUGCUUACACAAUGGAUUACUAAGCUUUGUAGAAGUAGAAGGGUCGACAUGGCUUGGAAGUUUCUUCAUGUUAUUAUGAAGUUGGAUGGACCUGUUGAGGUUGCCUCUUGCAAUGCCUUGUUGACAGGUUUGGCAAAAGAUAAGCAGUUCAACAAAAUGAAGGUUCUAAUGGAAGAGAUGCAGGAAAAGGGGAUAAAACCUAGUAUUAUAACUCUUGGGAUUAGUAUCAAUCAUCUUUGUAAAUCUUCGAGGAUCGAUGAAGCUAUGAUUUUGUUUGAAAAGAUGAGACGGAGAGAGAUAGGUGGUGCAGUCAUUGAGCCGGAUGUAGUCAUCUAUAACACUCUUGUUGAUGGGCUGUGCAAAGCUGGACGCACCGAGGAAGGGUUGUCUGUGAUGAGAAAUAUGGUAGCGGAGGGCAAAUGUUCUCCAACAAAUGUCACUUAUAAUUGUCUAAUUGAUGGGUUUUGUAAAGAGGGUGAGCUUGGUAAGUCUCUUGAGUUGUUUGAUGAGAUGGAGAAGCAAGGAGUUGAACGAAAUCUCAUUACUAUCAACACUUUAGUUGGUGGUAUGUGCAGACAUGAUAAGACAGGCAACGCUCUUGAGUUCUACCGUAAAAUGCAAGUAAAAGGAUUCAAAGGAAACAAAGUAACAUACACUACAUUAAUAUGUGGUUUUUCUAGUGUAAAUAAUAUCAGAAAAACAAUGGAGUUGUUUGAUGAAAUGAAACGAAUAUGUGCACCGGAUGCCAUUGCUUACUGCGCCCUGAUCUCCGGCUUGUCUCGAGCAGGGCUUAUGGAUGAGGUUGAGUCUAUUUUACUAGAGAUGAGAAGGGCUGGCUUUCGCCCGGAUGUUGUUUGUUAUAAUGUGAUGAUCAAUGGCUUCUGCAAGAAGAAUAAGUUGGAUAAAGCUUAUAAGUUAUUGAACGAAAUGGUGAAAAUUGGAAUUGAAUUUGAUAGUUGCACUUACAAUACCCUUAUAGCAUAUUUCAGCCAAAAGGGGGACUUAAAAGCAGCACAUAGACUACUAAGACAAAUGAUUGAUAAUGAUAUUGUACCUACAGUUUACACUUAUGCAUCACUUAUUCAUGCAUGUUGCAUAGUAGGAGAACUUGAGGAGGCCAUGAAAAUCUUUAGGCAAAUGAGUUCAACCUCCUGGAUUCUACCCGACACUGUGAUAUACAACAUCUUGAUAGAUUGUUUUUGCGAACAUAAGAAGAUAAAGGUAGCUCUCAAUCUUUUUGAAGAUAUGAUAGCCAAGGGUGUAGACCCGGAUUCAAGCACGUUCAAUGCUAUAUUCAAAGGCUUGCGAGAUGAGAAUUGUCUCGAGAAAGGUCUAGAGCUAAUGGAAAAAAUGGUUGAACUGGCUUGUCAGCCUGACUAUAUAACCAUGGAGGUACUCACCGAAUGGCUUAGUGCAGUAGGUGAAGUUGAUAAACUUAGGCAGUUUGUCGAACGAUACAGUCACAGAGCCGACUCUGAUUCAAUCCAUGAACAGCCUUCAAGCUCCACCAUAACUUGAUGUGCACACUUGCAUCUCGGAAUCACAUCUUAAUAGCAGUCAUUUUGUUAGUUAGCUGUCUGAAAGUGAAGGUACAAUGAAUCCAGAGAAAGAGAUGCUGAUGGUUCAGCUGUCGAUACUCGGUUACAUUAAUUAUAAAGUUUUCUAGGAAACACAAGCUUAAGUUUUCACUAGACAAUUCUUGUGUUACUAGAUUGUUAAGUAUAGGGGUCCUCAGCAGAUAACAAGAGGAAGUCAAGAAGAUCAAUAGCACAAACAUCAACAACCUGAACUACCUACAAUACAUCAAGGGAGCAGCAGCUGAUCUUCACCUGUGCAGACCUGGCACUAGUCUUAACAUCAUAUGAAGAUUUCUACAUCAGGAUUAUGUUCUUAGUUGUAGAGUUUGUUAGCUAGCUUAGCCACGUAGGACUUUUGUUUAGGAGUUUAUAAACUUGUUAUUCUGUCCUAACAGAAGUUAGUUAGAGCUGUAACUAGCCUUAGUUACUUCUUAUGUUGUUCUUUAUAUAUACCUCUUGUAAUACCACUUGUAAGUAAUGAAUUGGUGAUAAUAAAAAUUCACUUUCUGUUUCUCUGA
Messenger RNA from Amaranthus tricolor (Joseph's coat), 2933 nucleotides. Its product is annotated as pentatricopeptide repeat-containing protein At3g61520, mitochondrial-like. Bases 26 to 2356 code for a protein of 776 amino acids. The record is from RefSeq and is a predicted model, not a curated record. NCBI's taxonomy places the organism in Eukaryota, Viridiplantae, Streptophyta, Magnoliopsida, Caryophyllales, Amaranthaceae. The transcript has a single exon. Gene Ontology annotation, molecular function: protein binding.